Fraxinus pennsylvanica is the source of this 915-nucleotide messenger RNA. NCBI's taxonomy places the organism in Eukaryota, Viridiplantae, Streptophyta, Magnoliopsida, Lamiales, Oleaceae. The record is from the annotation of a GenBank genome assembly.
AUGCUCAAAUCUGAAUUCUCAGACUCAGAAUCACAAGAGAAUGACUCGUCAGGUGAAGAAUCUGAAAAAGAAACCCCAAGAAGCGAAGAAAAAGCAUCCGAUUAUGAGUUGCAGAGGUUGAAGAGGAUUGAGGAGAACAAGAACAGAAUGGAGGCCUUGGGUUUGCAUAAAAUUGCAAAUUCAUUCAUGGGUUCUGUCCAGAAAUCCCAUAAAAAGAAGAGUGAGAAAAAGGGCAAACGCAAAAUGGUCGAUGAAGAUGAAGAAUAUAAGCCAAGCGAGAUUGAAGAGGAAAUGUGUUCUUCAAGUGAAGAGGAGAGGAGUGAUGACGAGAUGUUUUCUGGCUCUCAAAAGGGAAAAGCAAAGAAAAACACUACUCCGAAGACGCAAGUACCCAACUCAGAUAUUCUGGAUGAUGAUGAUGCCCUGAUGCAGGCAAUUGCUCUAUCCCUGAAAGAUUCAGCAGGGUUUUUGGAUGUGCCAACCAGUGCGCCUUCUCAAAGUUCUGGAGCACAUGCAAUAGAUGGAAUAGGUAAUCAAAAAGAAAGAAAUCCCAACAUUCAAGAAGAUGUUGAAAAGAGGAAGAGGAAAAAAAUGGGAAAGCAGAUAAAUAGCCGAGUGCAAAUGACUCUAGAUGAAAUGGUUAUACACUUCUUUCACUUCGAUGAAGUAGGCAAAGGGAACAUAACUCUCAGAGAUAUACAGAGAGUAGCUACAGCACAUGAUUUCACUUGGUCAGAGAAGGAGAUUUCAGACAUGAUAUACUGCUUUGAUAGUGAUGGAGAUGGGAAGCUAAACCUUGAUGAUUUUCGAAAGAUUGUUGGCAUGACAAGACAAUGUGAUACAUUCCUGCCUAACUUGUCGCCCAGUUGCCACAUUACAAGGCGCUCUAUAGCAAUCAAGCUGCAAGCCUUGUGA